Lotus japonicus is the source of this 1783-nucleotide messenger RNA. RefSeq names its product protein DETOXIFICATION 3-like. Lineage: Eukaryota; Viridiplantae; Streptophyta; Magnoliopsida; Fabales; Fabaceae. Gene Ontology annotation, molecular function: xenobiotic transmembrane transporter activity; antiporter activity. The transcript has 7 exons. Gene Ontology annotation, cellular component: membrane. Gene Ontology annotation, biological process: xenobiotic detoxification by transmembrane export across the plasma membrane. The record is from RefSeq and is a predicted model, not a curated record. Bases 103 to 1539 code for a protein of 478 amino acids.
UUCAACAUAUUUAGUUUGCAAAACUCUCCAUAGAAAUUCACCCCUUCAACUUCUGAUACUGCAUACAUAAUUAGCAAACUCAGAAGUAAGGAAUUAAGGAAAAUGGAGGAGCCUUUGUUGCCGAAACUGAGCAGCCAGAAGGAGGAGGUGAUAGCAGCAUGGUCAAAGAGUAGCAGUUUUCUUCAAGAUCUUAAGAAGGUGAGUAUGAUGGCAGGACCAAUGGUGGUGGUGACUGUGUCUCAGUUCUUGCUGCAAGUUGUGUCUUUGAUCAUGGUUGGACAUCUCGAUCAACUCUCUCUUGCUGGUGUUGCCUUAGCCACCUCCUUUGCAGAUGUCACCGGCUUUAGCAUUCUGAUAGGACUGGCUGGUGCUUUGGAAACUCUAUGUGGCCAGUCAUUUGGUGCAGAGCAAUAUCACAAGCUUGGAAGCUACACAUUCUGUGCAAUAGUCUCUCUGAUCUUAAGCUGCAUUCCAAUUUCAAUCCUAUGGAUCUUCAUGGACAAAUUGCUUGUUCUUUUGGGGCAAGACCAUGCAAUUUCACUAGUGGCUGGAAAAUACUGCAUUUGGCUCAUUCCCUCACUCUUUGGCUAUGCUGCUCUUCAAGCUUUGAUUCGUUAUUUCCAGACUCAGACUCUGAUCUUUCCCAUGCUUGUAAUCUCAGUCAUUGUUUUAAUUUUGCACAUACCCAUCUGUUGGGUAUUGGUGUUUCCAUUUGGCCUUGGUAGAGAUGGAGCAGCAUUAUCCAUUUCAAUUUCAUAUUAUCUUACUGUCAUAUUAUUUGGACUUUAUAUCAAAUAUUCUCCAGCAUGUCAGAGAAGUAAGAUAGUCAUAGGGAUGAUUCCUCUAAGUAGCAUCAAAGAGUUCUUCUUCUUAGCCAUCCCUUCAGCUCUUAUGGUUUGUUUGGAGUGGUGGUCCUUUGAGCUGCUAGUAAUACUUGGUGGACUUUUGCCAAAUCCCCAACUUCAAACCUCCGUUCUGUCAAUUUGCCUUAACCUUUGCAACCUGCACUUUUUCAUUCCAUAUGGAGUUGGUGCUGCAGUAAGUACACGAGUUUCAAAUGAGUUAGGGGCAGGGAAACCAAAGGAAGCUAGAGAUGCUAUUUUUGCUGUGAUUAUUCUAGCAACUUUAGAUGCCAUAAUCCUUAGCUCUGCACUCUUUUGCUGCCGUCAUGUGUUGGGAUUUGCAUUUAGCAAUGAUUUGGAAGUUGUCCAUUCUGUUGCAAAGAUAGUUCCCCUCCUUUGUCUCUCUGUCUGUGUGGAUAGUUUCCUAGGAGUUUUGAGUGGGGUUGCCAGAGGCGCUGGAUGGCAGAAGAUAGGGGCAGUUACUAACCUUUUAGCAUACUAUGCUAUUGGUAUCCCUGUGGCUCUCUUGUUGGGUUUUGUUCUGAAGUUAAAUGCUAAAGGCCUCUGGAUUGGAAUAUUGACAGGGUCUACAACACAAACUCUUGUGCUUGCCUUGUUAACAGCAUUUACAAAAUGGGAAAAACAGGCACCCUUGGCAACAGUGAGAACAUCUGAGUCUGAUGCAGCUGGUUCUUAAGCACAUAUAGUUUGAUAAUGAUACUUUAGACAUUUAAAGUUUAAACACUUAGACACCCCACAACAUCCAAAUUUUUCCUCUAUUUCUAUUUUUUUUAUCGCACCACAUCAAAUUCUUAGUUCGGAUGUCAGCGGGGUGUGUGCUCUAUGCGGAUUUGGUAUCCAAAUGUUUAGAAGUAACUUUGUAGGAGUGAAAUAGCAAUAUAGAACAUAUAUUAAUUAUAGAUAUUUGAGUUUCUUUUGCA